CUCUGCAUUAUAAUGGAUGUUCAGGAGUAUUUCUACAAACAGCUAACCAUAUUCCAUUAUCAUCUGCAGUCCGAUUAUGGGUUGCUCAUUAAGGCGGCGACCUGCAUUGCCUUUGGAGCAGUUUGCGGUUGGAUUAUGGCACUUUUGGCAUUAAUAAUUUAUAAGAUAACCGUAUUUUUCGAUGCAUUGCCUGUGGUGAUGUAUAACUAUCCGGAUGAUGAUUUGGAUUUGGAAUCAGAUAUCGGAAAACUGAAUCAAGAAAGACACAGGCGAAGAAUGCCGACGAACAAUCCAUUAGUUUAAAACCGAAUACUUAAAAAUAAACUUUGAAAAUGUACUCAGUUUUUGAAACUUACACGUACUUAGUGAACCAAAAACCCUCAAGAUUUUAUUAAAUGUAUCAAUUAUA
Messenger RNA from Drosophila innubila, 409 nucleotides. RefSeq lists its product as uncharacterized. NCBI's taxonomy places the organism in Eukaryota, Metazoa, Arthropoda, Insecta, Diptera, Drosophilidae. Bases 13 to 303 code for a protein of 96 amino acids. The transcript has 2 exons. The record is from RefSeq and is a predicted model, not a curated record.